AUGAGGGCAAUUUUCGAGCACUAUUGCGGUACGCAGCUGAAUCUGGGGAUAAAGAUCUUUCUGAUCACUUCUCAGAAGAAUGCCCUUUACACGAGCCCACAAAUCCAAAAUGAAAUAAUUGACAUUGGUGGUGAAAUUAUUCAACAUAAGAUUAUCAAUGAAGUAAAGGAAGCUAAUUUUUUUGCUAUUCUCGCUGACGAGACGACUGACAUUGCGCGUAUGGAGCAAGUCUCGUCGUGCUUACGAUAUGUUGAUUUAAAAGAUGCUAAACAACAUAAAGUUAAGGAAAUGUUCUUAGAGUAUAUUCCAACUGUUGACGUGACAGGAUCCGGCCUAGCAAAUCUCAUAAUUACAGCUCUGAAAAAAUAUGAACUUGAAUGUUCUCAUGUGUUUGGUCAAGGUUACGAUGGGGCUGCAACUAUGAGUCGGUAUUUGCACAGUGCCCAAGCAUAUAUUCGUCAAGACUGUCCCCUUGCUCUUUAUGUACAUUGUAGUGCACACUCUGUCAACCUCGCUAUUUGA
This is a messenger RNA of Melitaea cinxia (Glanville fritillary), 522 nucleotides long. Its product is annotated as zinc finger MYM-type protein 1-like. The coding region runs from base 1 to 522 and encodes 173 amino acids. NCBI's taxonomy places the organism in Eukaryota, Metazoa, Arthropoda, Insecta, Lepidoptera, Nymphalidae. The record is from RefSeq and is a predicted model, not a curated record. The transcript has a single exon.